Molecule: messenger RNA, 3394 nt
Organism: Impatiens glandulifera
Lineage: Eukaryota; Viridiplantae; Streptophyta; Magnoliopsida; Ericales; Balsaminaceae
Product: plasma membrane ATPase 1
Exons: 20
Coding region: 308-3184 (958 amino acids)
Biological process (GO): proton export across plasma membrane; regulation of intracellular pH
Cellular component (GO): plasma membrane
Molecular function (GO): P-type proton-exporting transporter activity; ATP binding; ATP hydrolysis activity
Source: RefSeq, a predicted model, not a curated record
GGGACUGUAAACUGUUACUACUUUACUACUGCCACUUCUCACUGAGCUCUUCUUCUUCUUCUUCUCUCUGCGCUGUUCUUUCUCUUUCCUCUUCUUUCAGAUUAUUAUCAAUUUCGUGGGUCUACAAAUCCAACUGCAUCUUCAAAGUCCAGUCUUUCUUUUGCUGGACACUCUUUUCUUGUCUUCACAAGUUUCCUUUGCUUCGCUGGAGUCUGGGUUUGUUCCAUUAAUUUUCUAUGAUCUGUUGUUGAAGGAGACGAGUUUAUCUUGGAGAAACUGAGAGAGAACUUCUUAGGAAGGAGAAAGGAUGGGUGAAGAAGAGAAGCCUGAGGUUCUAGAGGCUGUGCUGAAGGAAGCUGUGGAUUUGGAAAAUAUACCCAUUGAAGAAGUUUUUGAGAAUCUCAGAUGUAGCAGAGAGGGUCUUACUUCUGCAGCAGCUCAACAGAGGCUUGAGCUCUUCGGUUACAACAAACUUGAGGAGAAGAAGGAAAGCAAGUUUUUGAAGUUUCUUGGAUUUAUGUGGAAUCCUCUCUCAUGGGUUAUGGAAGCUGCAGCUAUAAUGGCUAUUGCCUUAGCGAAUGGAGGGGGAAAGCCUCCAGAUUGGCAAGAUUUCGUGGGUAUUAUUACUUUGCUUUUGAUUAACUCCACCAUUAGUUUCUAUGAAGAAAACAAUGCUGGAAAUGCCGCCGCAGCUCUCAUGGCUCGACUAGCCCCUAAAGGCAAGGUCCUCCGAGAUGGUCGAUGGAGUGAAGAAGAUGCAGCAAUUUUAGUUCCCGGAGACAUAAUCAGCAUCAAGCUUGGCGAUAUCAUCCCUGCUGAUGCUCGUCUUCUCGAAGGGGAUCCCUUGAAAAUCGAUCAGUCUGCUUUGACUGGGGAAUCAUUACCAGUUACGAAAGGUCCUGGAGAUGGUGUUUAUUCAGGUUCAACAUGCAAACAAGGAGAGAUCGAAGCCAUAGUAAUCGCAACCGGAGUUCAUACCUUCUUUGGAAAGGCUGCUCAUCUUGUGGAUACUACUAAUCAAGUUGGACACUUUCAAAAGGUGUUAACCGCAAUUGGAAACUUCUGUAUAUGUUCAAUCGCGGUUGGAAUGAUAAUUGAGAUAAUCGUGAUGUACCCAAUUCAAGGGCGUGAUUAUCGUCCAGGGAUUGAUAAUCUUCUCGUUUUGCUAAUUGGGGGUAUCCCAAUUGCAAUGCCCACGGUUCUGUCAGUUACAAUGGCCAUUGGUUCUCAUCGUUUAGCCCAACAGGGAGCUAUUACAAAAAGGAUGACUGCAAUAGAAGAGAUGGCAGGAAUGGAUGUUCUUUGUAGUGACAAGACUGGAACUUUAACACUGAAUAAACUAACUGUGGAUAAAAAUCUUAUUGAGGUUUUCGCUAAAGUAGUAGAUGCAGAGACUGUAGUUCUGAUGGCGGCUCGAGCUUCGCGAAUGGAAAACCAGGAUGCCAUUGAUGCUGCUAUUGUUGGAAUGCUGGCUGAUCCCAAAGAGGCACGAGCUGGUAUUCAAGAGAUUCAUUUCUUGCCAUUCAAUCCAACUGAUAAGAGAACAGCACUCACUUACAUUGAUAGUGAAGGUAGAAUGCAUAGAGUCAGCAAAGGUGCACCGGAACAGAUUCUACAUCUUUCCCAUAAUAAGUCGGAUAUAGAGCGAAGAGUGCAUUCUGUUAUUGAUAAAUUUGCAGAGCGAGGUUUGCGGUCACUUGCUGUUGCUUACCAGGAAGUUCCUGAAGGAAGGAAGGAAAGUAGUGGAGGACCAUGGCAGUUUAUUGGUUUGAUGCCUCUAUUUGAUCCACCUAGACAUGACAGUGCGGAAACCAUAAGACGGGCUUUGAAUCUUGGAGUAAAUGUUAAAAUGAUUACAGGGGAUCAACUGGCGAUUGGGAAGGAAACAGGUCGUCGUUUGGGUAUGGGAACCAACAUGUAUCCUUCAUCUGCAUUGCUUGGCCAAGAUAAGGACGAGUCAAUAGCUGCUUUACCAAUCGAUGAACUUAUAGAAAAAGCAGAUGGAUUUGCUGGUGUCUUUCCUGAGCAUAAAUACGAAAUUGUCAAGCGCUUGCAAGCAAGUAAACAUAUAUGUGGAAUGACGGGUGAUGGAGUAAACGAUGCUCCCGCUCUUAAGAAGGCUGAUAUUGGAAUAGCAGUUGCUGAUGCAACCGAUGCUGCUCGUAGCGCUUCUGAUAUUGUUUUAACUGAACCGGGUCUUAGUGUCAUCAUUAGUGCUGUUCUAACUAGUCGAGCAAUUUUUCAGAGGAUGAAGAAUUACACUAUAUAUGCCGUUUCUAUUACUAUCCGUAUUGUGCUCGGCUUCAUGCUGCUGGCUCUGAUCUGGAAGUUCGAUUUCCCGCCUUUUAUGGUUCUUAUCAUCGCAAUCCUCAACGACGGUACCAUUAUGACAAUCUCCAAAGAUAGGGUCAAACCGUCUCCUCUUCCCGAUAGCUGGAAGCUGGCUGAGAUCUUCACAACAGGCAUUGUUCUUGGUAGCUAUUUAGCUUUGAUGACUGUUAUAUUCUUUUGGGUAGCAUACAACACAGAUUUCUUCCCGAGAAUAUUUGGUGUGCCUACUCUUGAAAGGACCGCUCAUGAUGACUACCAGAAGCUCGCUUCAGCUGUGUAUCUUCAAGUGAGCACCAUCAGUCAGGCGUUGAUAUUUGUUACGCGUUCUAGAAGCUGGUCUUUUGUCGAAAGACCUGGGUUAUUGCUCGUGUUUGCAUUUUUUGUCGCACAACUGGUGGCUACCCUGAUAGCAGUUUAUGCAAAUUGGAAGUUUGCGGCAAUUGAAGGAAUUGGAUGGGGUUGGGCUGGUGUGAUUUGGCUUUACAACAUCAUUUUCUAUUUCCCGCUCGAUAUCAUAAAGUUCUUAAUCCGUUACGCUCUUAGUGGAAAGGCGUGGGAUCUUGUUAUCGAGCGACGGAUUGCUUUCACCAGACAAAAGGAUUUCGGAAAGGAACAACGUGAGCUUCAAUGGGCUCACGCACAGAGAACCCUUCAUGGACUCGAAGUGCCAGACCCGAAAAUAUUCAAUGAUCAAGGAACUUUCUCCGAGCUUAAUCAGUUGGCCGAAGAAGCCAAGAGAAGAGCUGAAAUUGCAAGAUUGAGAGAACUAAAAACUCUCAAGGGUCAUGUAGAAUCUGUUGUGAGAUUGAAGGGUCUUGACAUCGAGACAAUCCAACAGUCCUACACGGUCUGAGAAGAUCGAUCGGCAUAUCAUUUGGUGCCGACAUUGAAGAUGUUUACAUUGAGUAUUGUCCCACCUUUUUUUUUCUUUCCUCGCAACAACUCUAUGUUUGGUUUAUAUUUGUCUCGUGAAAAUAUUGAUUAAAGUUUAUGGUUUCACCAACUGUAUUUUUACAUUAAGGAAGACCCUUAUUUUAAGUUAAAUGUCUAUAUAUUUGUAUUA